Molecule: messenger RNA, 722 nt
Organism: Paramecium octaurelia
Lineage: Eukaryota; Ciliophora; Oligohymenophorea; Peniculida; Parameciidae
Source: the annotation of a GenBank genome assembly
AAAAAAAAUGUCUAAUGGAUAGCAAGUGAUUAAAUAUAUGUUGAUUGGAUCAAAUAAGGUUGGCAAGACAGCAUUUCUGUCGAGAUUUAGCGAUAAUAAUUUCACUGAGAAAUAUGAAGAAAGCAAAGGAGUUGAUUUCAAAUCUAAAUUGUAUGAUGGAGAUAAAUAUAAACUUUGCAUAUUCGACACAGUACACAAUAAUAAAAUGUAAAUUAAUAGCCUGGAGAUGUAAAUUUGAGAUUUGCUUCUUAUGGAUUUUAUAAGUUUGCUUUUGGUUUUAUUUUGAUUUUUGAUCUCACGAGGUAAAUUCAUUUUGUGUUAAGUAUAGACCUCAAACUCUUUAGAAUUUGAGAGAUGAUUUCAGUUAGAUUGCAUCUCAGUCUUCUUAAUGUAUCAUUAUAUUUUGGAUUAUAAUUUAGAUGCGUAAUUAAUAUUGGUUGGAAACAAAUCCGAUUUGUAAGACAUAAAUGAUUAUAGAGAGUCCUAGGCUGAGGCUUAGAGAAUGGCAGAUGAAUUACAUAUUACAUAUUUUGAGAUUUCUUGUUUGACAGGAUAAAAUUUUGAUUUAGUUAUUGAAGAUUUGACAAAAAGAGUCUUAAUUCAAAUAGGAUAAGGAAAUUUGGGUAAAAGACCUGGGAAUUAAGCAGAGAAUAAUUAAAAAGAUGAGAAUAUUAGACAAGAAGGUGGAUGUUGUUGUAAAAUUUUUUGAAUUCAUAUAGAAC